Messenger RNA from Trichobilharzia szidati, 840 nucleotides. The record is from the annotation of a GenBank genome assembly. NCBI's taxonomy places the organism in Eukaryota, Metazoa, Platyhelminthes, Trematoda, Strigeidida, Schistosomatidae.
UUCAACAUCAACUUGUCCGCUUAAUUUUUGCCUGUCCACUAAAAGAUUGUCAAACUAUCUGUCCUGAUGAAGCCUCGUUUCAAGCUCAUUUCAUUGGCCAUUUACGUGGACAUCUUCCUGGUGAUUUGACUGAAUUAUUCAAUCCAUAUUCGCUGACUGAAUCAGUGACUACAGUGUCAGUAUCAAGUGGAACAAUGGCGCCAACAGUAGUAGACACACCGCCCACGUUGUCAACAAUUCCAGCAACAACAACCACACCAAUCGUAGUGAACUCGACUCCUGUUGUUGUACAACCGAUAAUGGAUAAUCCUCCUGAGAUAUCACAUUCAUCAUCAAGUAUAGCAUAUAAUAAUAAUCCAUCAUCUAAUCUUCUUACAGAUUAUUCUUCUCAUUUAUCAACUAUUCAUCAAAGUAAUAAUAACAAUAAUAAUAAUAUACUAUCUGGAUCUUCAACAAAUGAUAAUUUCCAUGUUGAAAUAAUGGAUGUUCAGUCUAGUGAUCUAGUGGUUGGAGAUCAAUGUCAAACAUUGUCGAAUAACCCUCCCGGGAGAAUUAAUCCUCAUUCAGAGAUAGUCCAACCAUCAUCAUCAAUUGACAAUAAUCAACCGAUUGUUGUUGUUGCUGCUGCUGCUGCCGGUGAUAUCUCCAAUUCAUCUAGUUGUUUUAACCACUACAUUCAACACGAACAACAGCAGCAGCAAUUCAAUGGACUACCGAAUUCACCAUCAUUAUUCUCCAAUGACGAUGACGCUUCCAUAACCACAUUGUCUGAAGCGUUUAAGCCAGACUCGCAUACUGUUGUUGGUGAUGAUAAUGUUGUAGUAUCAAAUAAUGAAACAG